AUGAUGAUGAUCAAACAUUUCUGUCCAUCAAAUCCGACUAUUUGCUUAUGUCGAACUGUACAAGUAUUUCCAAAAUCAAUUUAUUAUCUAUCGACUAAUGUUGAUUCACUAACAAAUGAAAAUAAGAAACAGAAAAUUCAUUCACAAUAUCCAUUACUUGAUACAAAAUUUAAUCAAUAUCGAAUAGCUUAUCAUUAUCGACGAAGUAUUGAACUUUUACGAGGUUAUCUUGUCUUUCGGAUAUUUUCAAUACAUGCUUUUGUUAAUCAUCAAGAUAAAAUUGCUUAUUGGGGUCGUCGCAUUCUUGGUGAUCGGUUAUUUAAAAAUAUUUUAAAAGUGACUGCAUUUGGUCAUUUUGUUGGUGGCGAAACUCCAAAAGAAAUAACACCUGCCAUUAAAAGACUACUAAAUUAUAAUGUCAAACCUAUUUUAGAUUACAGUGUAGAAAGUGAUGAUAACAGUCCAUUAUCAUCAUCAAGUCAAAUUGAUCUUAUGCAUGAUCAUAAUACAACUAAAUUUAUUGAAUGUAUUCAAACAUCACAUGAUCUUUGCGGUCCAAAUAAUUUAGUUGCUAUAAAAGUAACUGCUUUAAUUCGACCAAAUGUAUUAAAGAAAUUUAAUACAAUAUUAAAAUCUAUGAAAAAUCGUUCGUCAUUACCACCAUUAUUUGAAUUAAUCAAUCAAGAACAAACAAAUAAUAAAAUAGUUGUUCUUUUUCAAGAUUCUGUUAAUAAAAAUUUAAAAGAAGAUCAAAACCAAAUAUCUUCAAAUGUUACAUUCUUGCCUGAUGAUUUAACAGAAAUUCAUAAUCUUCUUAUACGAUUAAAUAAAAUAGCUGAAGCAUGUCUUAAACAUCAAAUUUCGAUUAUGAUUGAUGCUGAACAAACAUAUUUUCAAACUGCAAUUAAUUAUCUUGCAACUGAAUUACAACGAUAUUAUAAUAAAUCAAAUACACCUGUUAUUUAUGGAACUUAUCAAUGUUAUUUAAAAGAUACAUUGAAUUCUCUGAAAUAUGAUCUUGCUCUAGCAGAAAAAUAUAAUUAUAUAUUUGCAGCUAAACUUGUACGAGGUGCAUAUAUGGAACAAGAAAAUCGUUUAGCACGAGAAUACGGAUAUGAAAGUCCAAUAAAUCCAAGCUUUGAAGCCACAUCUCAAAUGUAUCAUACAUGUCUUGAUGAAGUAUUAAAUAAUAUUGCUAAACGUAAGCCUGAACAAGUCAGAAUUAUGGUUGCUUCACAUAAUGAAGAUACUGUUCGAUAUGCAAUUCAAGAAAUGAAAGAUUAUGAUAUUCGUCAUGAUUCAUCAAUUGUUUCAUUUGCAUCACUUUAUGGCAUGAAUGAUUAUGUUGCCUUUGCUUUAGCUAACUCCGGUUAUACAACAUACAAAUAUUUACCAUAUGGACCUAUUGAAGUAUUACAACCAUAUUUAUUUCGACGUGCUCAAGAAAAUCGUGCGAUUUUUGAGAAAGCUGGUAAAGACAGACGUUUUCAUUUUAAAGCAUUGAAAGAUCGAAUGUUUAAUUCAAAAAAUUAA
This is a messenger RNA of Rotaria sp. Silwood1, 1533 nucleotides long. NCBI's taxonomy places the organism in Eukaryota, Metazoa, Rotifera, Eurotatoria, Philodinida, Philodinidae. The record is from the annotation of a GenBank genome assembly.